This is a messenger RNA of Aspergillus aculeatinus CBS 121060, 867 nucleotides long. RefSeq names its product MSF1 domain protein. The record is from RefSeq and is a predicted model, not a curated record. Gene Ontology annotation, biological process: phospholipid transport. Gene Ontology annotation, molecular function: phosphatidic acid transfer activity. NCBI's taxonomy places the organism in Eukaryota, Fungi, Ascomycota, Eurotiomycetes, Eurotiales, Aspergillaceae. The transcript has a single exon. The coding region runs from base 5 to 799 and encodes 264 amino acids. Gene Ontology annotation, cellular component: mitochondrial intermembrane space.
AAGAAUGAAAUUCUUCGAGAAUGUCUCUACAUACGACUACUCCUUCCCAGCCGUGUCGCUGGCUUACUUCCUCCGCUAUCCUAACCCGUACUCUCGCCAUGUUCUAACCACUGAUGUCAUUGACCGUUAUGUCGACCCGGACACGAAACGCCUCCACACCAUUCGUCUGCACCUCAAGAAGUCUAAGGUACCGUCGGGGAUUCUGAAGUUGCUGCCAAAGGGAAUGGGCGGCUCGGACAGUUCCGGACAGAGCUACAUCCUCGAAACGACCAUCGUUGACGUCAAUGAAGGCUGGAUGAGGACUGAGUCGCGCAACAUGGAGUGGACCGGGAUCCUGAGUGUGGUGGAAAAGCAAUUCUACCAACGUCAGCCGCUGGAGGGGGCUCUCGACCGACUUCAAGGGCUUCACCUCGACGCCAAGUUGAGCGAACAGACAACAGUCAAGACAACGGUCACGUUCCACUCCCGAUUCGGGCAAGGAAAGUUACUUGGCCGGAGAAAGGCAGAAGCCGGUGAUCAAGUGGUCGAGGUCGAGGAUGAGGCUCCCAAGAGAGGCUUCUUCACGUCACUAUCCACGGCAGGCAUCCAGCGCACGAUUGAGCUAAUUGGCUUGAAUCGUACCCGUGACGCUAUCCUCAAGAGUAAACAAGGCAUGAAUGUCGUCCUGGAACGUCUGCGCAGCGGUGGUAUUGUCGGUGUCCUCGAGGGCAUGCGCCAGGAUCGGGAAGCCAUUGUCGGGCCGGAGGGUCCGUGGAAGCGCGUUUGGCUCAGAGGUAACGGGGAAGAUGAUGAACAUUGACUUCGAAGCGUCUGAGUGUUGGGUGAAGACGAUUCGCUUCCAAGAAACAUAUUUUCGACAUUCCAGCG